Benincasa hispida (wax gourd) is the source of this 438-nucleotide messenger RNA. RefSeq lists its product as uncharacterized. NCBI's taxonomy places the organism in Eukaryota, Viridiplantae, Streptophyta, Magnoliopsida, Cucurbitales, Cucurbitaceae. Gene Ontology annotation, molecular function: nucleic acid binding. The record is from RefSeq and is a predicted model, not a curated record.
AUGCACCUUGAUGAUGCUCUUUGGGCGUAUAGGACCACAUUCAAAACACCCAUUGGAACAACGCCCUUUAAGCUUGUCUAUGGAAAGGCAUGCCAUCUAUUGGUGGAGAUCGAGCAUAGAGCAUAUUGGGCCAUCAAACGAUGUAAUAUGAACUUGGCCCAAGCCGGUGAGCAGAGAUUACUAGAGCUACAAGAGUUGGAGGAAUUGCGCUUGGAGGCCUAUGAGAAUUCAAGGAUCUACAAGGAAAAAUCAAAGCUGAUUCAUGAUAACGGCCUUUUGAGAAUAGAAUUUUGGAUCGGGCAUAAAGUGUUACUUUACAAUUCUCAUCUAUCACUUAUGCUUGGCUUAGAAGUGGACGAAACUUCUGGUUCCAUCGUCUCAUGUUCUUCUGCUUCCUCUUGUGUCAACGGGGUCUUGGAUUCCAUCGCAACUGGAUAA